Messenger RNA from Chenopodium quinoa (quinoa), 2987 nucleotides. Its product is annotated as inactive protein kinase SELMODRAFT_444075-like. The record is from RefSeq and is a predicted model, not a curated record. Gene Ontology annotation, biological process: protein phosphorylation. Gene Ontology annotation, molecular function: ATP binding; protein tyrosine kinase activity. Lineage: Eukaryota; Viridiplantae; Streptophyta; Magnoliopsida; Caryophyllales; Amaranthaceae. Bases 393 to 2558 code for a protein of 721 amino acids. The transcript is spliced from 8 exons.
ACUACGGUACAACAUUCUCUUUUCAUAACUUUAUCAACAUACUUGUUACUCCAUAUCAAAACAUCUAAACUAUUUUGAAUAAAAAAAAGUGAAAAUGAAAAGUUAAGAGCUUUAAAUCCGAGAAAAAGCAAGAAUUUAAAUCUACCCCUCCCGCAAUUUCAUUUUAAACCACCACACAAACACUCCUUAAAUGCGACGAAAUACGAAACUCUCUUGAACUCUCAUCUAAUCAACCACCCCUCUCUCUCUGUCUCACCCCUUUGUCCAUCAUUUUCUCUCUCCUCAACACUAAAUUCCAUACUCACUUCUUAAUCACAACAUCCCCCCCCCCCCCCCCCCCCCCGAAAAAAAAAAAAAAAAAAAAAAAAACACAAACCAUUUAAACGAUCCCAAUGCUUCCCUCAAACGUCGGAUCCAGUAGUAGCAGAAGACUUAACAUCGGCAACUUAUCCGCACCAUUGCCCGCCCCAGCCGCUGUCGUUGUCGCUAUCAAAGCCGAGCGCGACGUCUCGAAAGAUCCCUUAGCUUGGGCUCUUACUCAUGUUGUUCGUCCCGGUGAUUGUAUUUCUUUGCUCGCUGUCUUCCCUGACCGAACCUCGGGUCGUAGAUUAUGGAAUUUUCCUCGACUUACCGGGAAUUGUGCCGGCCUCGAAGGAGGAAACUUGCCGGAAAGGAUUCUAGAGAUUUCUGAAUCUUGCUCUCAGAUGGCUCUUCAAUUCAAUAAUCAAAUUCAGGUGAAGGUGAGAGUUAAGGUUGUAUUAGGCCUACCUGCUGGUGAAGUAGCAGCUGAAGCUAAGAGAAACGGAGCUACCUGGGUCAUAUUGGACAAGAAAUUGAAGGAAGAGCAGAAACAUUGCAUAGAGAAACUCAGCUGCAGCAUAGUUGUGAUGAAAGGUUCUCAACCGAAAGUCCUCAGACUUAAUUUGGGAUACUCAGAUGAACCUCAGACCCCUUACUUUUCCGCUGCCUCUUCCCCAGCCUUAGAUAGUGGCCGACUGCAAAGUUUUAGGAUGAAGCAUGCUACUCCUAUUAGCAGCCCUGAAUACCAAAGUAGUUCUUUCUCAAGAACCACUGGAGAGGCUUCAUUGUCAACCUUUGACAUUCCACCUUCUCCCUACCAUGUUUUUGAGCAGAAUCCUCUGUUUGAGGGACGGAAUAAAGGAAGGCUAACACCUGCUUGUUCUCCACUUAACGUAAUGGUAUCUGAUAAGGAAAGGUUAAUUUACCCUAACAGAGAGUCGAGUGAAUUUGUAAAAAGUAACCGACAUAAUGAAUUUUGGGUCUCUGAAAAUCACACUCAUAAUGAAAGGGCUGCACUAGCUUCAGGCUAUAGAUACUCUUCUGAAUCAAAUUCUGCAGCUCCCGAGCUUAUGGGUAAUAAGCAUAUUCAGCGAGAUUGUGAAUCAAGAAAUGGACUGCUCAAGAUUGACAACAGUCAAAAAGAAGACGGUGUCAGUAAUGCAACUCCUCGUGAUUCUUUCUCUAUGGCCAGAACAUCUUCUGCUCCACCUCCUUUAUGUUCAAUAUGCCAGCAUAAAACACCAACAUUUGGAAAACCUCCAAGACGUUUUACUUAUGAGGAGCUGGAGGUAGCAACAAACGUAUUUUCAGAUGAUAAUCUUUUGGCUCAAGGUGGAUUUGGUGUUGUGUAUAGAGGAGUUUUAUUGGAUGGGCAGGUUGUUGCUGUGAAACAAUUAAAAUUUGUGGAUUCUCAAGGGGACACUGACUUCUGUAGGGAAGUUCGGGUAUUGAGUUGUGCCCAACACAGGAAUGUUGUGUUGCUGAUUGGCUUUUGUGUUGAGGGCAAGAAGAGAUUAUUGGUUUAUGAGUAUAUCUGUAAUCAUUCUUUGGAUUUCCAUUUACAUGGGAACAAAUCAUCCCCUCUGGAUCUGCAAUCACGCCUGAAGAUAGCAAUUGGUGCUGCGAGGGGUUUAAGAUAUCUCCACGAGGAUUGCAGAGUAGGAUGCAUAAUCCACAGAGAUCUACGACCAAGCAAUAUCCUCUUAACUCAUGAUCAUGAACCUCUGGUUGGUGAUUUUGGGCUGGCAAGGUUGCAUUGUGAGUGGGAUAUUGGCGUCGAGCAGCAAGUCAUUGGUGCUACAGGAUACUUGGCACCAGAAUAUUUCAAUGGCGGUAGUAUCACUGAAAAACUUGAUGUAUAUGCAUUCGGAGUUGUAUUGGUGGAGUUAAUUACUGGAAAAAAGGUUAAGGAGCUGCACCAAGAAAAGGGGUUUUCCUCUUUGGCUCAGCUAUUUGACCCUUUCGCUGCAUUAGAAUCGAAUCAGAUUUUGAAAUCAACGUUUUCUCCUAAGGAACUUCAAUGCAUCCCACAUGAGAUACAGACAAUGGGUCGUGCAGCCUCCUUGUGUCUUCGCAAUGACCCCGAGUCCAGACCCUCCAUGUCAAAGGUGCUCAGAAUACUCGAAGGUAGCAACACUCCAAUGCCUAUAGGUUUGGACUUGAAUUCAGUCGGUAGCCAAAGCGGACAUAUGCAAGGGUUAAAUACUCGUAGACACUCCGAAAUGCGGAAAUGCCACUCCCGUAAGCUUUCACAGUAACAAGAAUGUAGGACUAAAUAGCAGGGAUCAAUACUACAAAAUGCAGUGUUUUACUACAUUACUGUGCAUAUAUUACAUGAUUCAAAACAACAUAAAUAUUACCUGAAGUAGAUGUAUAUUUAGUAUUUUUACUAUUUACUUUGAUGAAAGAUGAACCACAGGUUUUGUUGCAGUCUCCCCCUUCACCCACUUUUUUUUUUCCUCUCUCUCUCUCUCAUUAAUUUUACACGAAGUAUACUUGUAAUUCUUGUAAUUUGAGCUAGUGUCAAUUUUUUUUUGUCCUUUUUUCUCUGUACUCUUUGGGAAUUUUCACUCUUCUGCUUGAUUCAGUUACAGUACUUGUAUUAUAUAGGAAUUUGUCGUGAUGAGAACUCGGUCUCUUGGAUUUUGUAAUCAUUGUUGGUAUUUACUCCAUUAAAUGUUUUUUUU